GAGAGAAGGAGAGAGAGGGAGGAGUUGUUGCUGCAGCCGCCGCCGUGACGUCACUGAACGCGUCCCCUUUAAGGUUUCCGUGGCGACGGCCGUCCGAGUGAGAGCGAGGCCCAUUGACGUCAGGGUGCGCGGCGAUUGGCGGAGGGAGCGGCGUUUCCGGUGGGAGCGAUUGCUGAGGCAGAGAGGGCCGAGGCCGCGAGCGGGAGAGGAGGCCCAGGCAGCGGUGAUACUGGGAUCAACACCUUCUCCUGUAAAUUCUGUGCAUACCUGUAAUUGUUGCUGUUAGCUGGAUCUCACUUUUCUCAAGUACUGUUGGCCCACAGCACAGAGAGAACAAGUGAAUACCAGAAAACCAACAAUGGCAGCUUCUAUGGGUACCAACAGUGAGGAGGAGCGUAGCCUCCGUGAAUGUGAACAGUAUGUCCAAAAACACAAUAUCCAGCAGCUCCUGAAGGAUUGCAUCGUUCAGCUAUGUACAGUGCGACCCGAGAGACCCAUGUCAUUCCUCCGGGAAUACUUUGAAAGACUGGAGAAGGAAGAAACAAAACAGUAUAUGAGUCAGCAGAAAGCCAGUUCUCGCGCAGACUCGCGUGAUGAUGAGAUUUCUCCACCCCCACCCAUGAACCCAGUGGUGAAGGGCCGCAGAAGGCGUGGUGCCAUCAGUGCAGAGGUUUACACAGAAGAGGAUGCAGCCUCCUAUGUUAGAAAGGUUAUUCCAAAAGAUUAUAAAACUAUGGCUGCUUUGGCAAAAGCCAUAGAGAAGAAUGUGCUUUUUGCUCAUCUUGAUGACAAUGAAAGAAGUGAUAUUUUUGAUGCCAUGUUCCCAGUCACCUAUAUUGCUGGUGAGACUGUUAUACAGCAAGGUGAUGAAGGAGAUAACUUCUAUGUUGUUGAUCAAGGAGAAAUGGAUGUAUAUGUAAACAAUGAAUGGGCCACCAGUGUUGGUGAAGGUGGCAGCUUUGGAGAGCUUGCACUGAUCUACGGAACGCCUCGAGCGGCAACUGUCAAAGCAAAAACUAAUGUGAAGCUGUGGGGCAUUGAUAGAGACAGCUAUAGAAGAAUCCUUAUGGGUAGUACAUUGAGGAAGAGAAAGAUGUAUGAAGAAUUUCUCAGCAAAGUGUCAAUAUUGGAAUCCCUUGACAAAUGGGAGCGUCUCACAGUAGCUGAUGCUUUAGAGCCAGUACAGUUUGAAGAUGGACAAAAGAUUGUGGUGCAAGGAGAGCCAGGAGAUGAAUUCUUCAUCAUACUAGAAGGUACAGCUGCUGUAUUACAGCGCAGGUCAGAGAAUGAAGAAUUUGUUGAAGUGGGUAGGCUUGCGCCAUCUGACUACUUUGGUGAAAUAGCUCUGUUGAUGAAUCGUCCUCGUGCUGCCACCGUUGUUGCUCGUGGCCCAUUGAAAUGUGUAAAGCUUGACCGGCCCCGCUUUGAACGUGUUUUGGGUCCGUGCUCAGAUAUUCUCAAGCGGAACAUCCAGCAGUACAACAGCUUUGUCUCUCUGUCUGUCUGAAGCCUCCCUCCUCUCAGAUAUGUGCUUCACAAAUGCAGACUGCUUUAUUACUCUUGUGCAGAGCCACAUGGCCACUGACUAUUGCUGCUUCCUGUCUGUCUGAGGGAGGAAAACAGAGAAACCAGUUGCUUUUCAUGGCACCAUUUUAAAUUUUAGAGCAUUAUUUUGGUGCUCCCAAUCCCAUUUAAAAUAAAUAGAAAAUUGUAUAGAGACAUUUGCUGUUACUGCUUUUCUCUGUGCAAUGUACACUGUCCAAACAGGCCAGUGACUGCCAUUCCUUUUGCUGGGAAAGUCUCCUGGCACCAAGGUUAUUGCCAUAGAGUCAAGGAUGUAACAGUGGAAAAUUAUUAUGAGACACACGUUUCUCAGCUGGUGAGUCCUAUGUGUCCUUUAGGUUGUGAUCACUUUCUACUGUACCUCUCUUGGACAAGGAAACUUACCUUUAUAGCUCAACUUCUUGGCAUAAAUAUUUCUGGAUAUGGGUUAUUUUUGGCUUGGUUUACUGAGGUCAGCUCCUAGUAAAGCCACAGUUAGAAGUUUCAUAGUUGGUGUACCUGUAUCCAUUUCAGUUGGUUCAAGGUGGCUUGGUUAUUUGUUGGGUUUUUGUGUACAGGCUUUUGUUCUGGCAGCUGUUGCCUGUGUUGCUGAUCUUUGGCACAGCAAACCUUUUUUAACUGUUCUCUGUUGUGAAUAUUCAUACUUGCCCCUCCCAGUUCUCUUCUGUGCAGAUACCCAAAAGCCAACCAGUGGGUUAAAUUCAUGAAUAUUGGUGUUGGUGUUCAUACUGGUCUAAGAAUUGUACUGCUCCUUAGCUAGUGCCAAAUAGAAACGCCUGACACGCUAUAUGUAGAACAGGAAACUGAAGGGUGCAUUCUGUGUGUCCAGUGUUCUGUCUUUCCUUUCCAAGCUUUGCUUUCCCUGUUAAUUUUGGAACCAGAGAAUCCUAUUUCCAUAGCUGACAUUCAAAGGAUUAUACAAUAUACAAUCCUGUAUAUUUAGGAAGGUAACAUGACUCUGCCUCAUGUGAAAGACAGGAAGGAGAGAACUGGUGUGGUGCUUCCUGCCAAACCUUUCUUUCCAAAAAUCUCUUUUGUCCAAGCAGAAGUGCUUC
Sceloporus undulatus (fence lizard) is the source of this 2618-nucleotide messenger RNA. RefSeq names its product protein kinase cAMP-dependent type I regulatory subunit alpha (gene PRKAR1A). Gene Ontology annotation, cellular component: cAMP-dependent protein kinase complex. Gene Ontology annotation, biological process: regulation of protein phosphorylation. Gene Ontology annotation, molecular function: cAMP-dependent protein kinase regulator activity. Bases 359 to 1507 code for a protein of 382 amino acids. The transcript is spliced from 13 exons. The record is from RefSeq and is a predicted model, not a curated record. NCBI's taxonomy places the organism in Eukaryota, Metazoa, Chordata, Lepidosauria, Squamata, Phrynosomatidae.